Messenger RNA from Vavraia culicis subsp. floridensis, 345 nucleotides. RefSeq lists its product as uncharacterized. Lineage: Eukaryota; Fungi; Microsporidia; Pleistophoridae. The transcript has a single exon. Bases 1 to 345 code for a protein of 114 amino acids. The record is from RefSeq and is a predicted model, not a curated record.
AUGAUGUUGCUGUGUGAGAUGGCAGUAAACACACGAGUUUUAGUACAAAAAUAUUGUCAGCACGCCAUGGAUGUUGCCGCAAGUUUAAGGAGCUGUACGUCUGAUCCAGCCCAUGAAAAUACUUGUAACAAAGCCUUACACCGCAAAUCUCGUCUAUUAAACGUGCCAUGCACGGAGUUACGCUCCACAGGUUUGAUUAGAACCACGAAUCUAUCUGAUGUAAAUGUGGGUGGUGCAGGUAACUUUAUCAGUUAUGUCCAUAGCCUUUUAAAUAAAGCUUUCUCAGUGCAAAAAAUAGUUUAUUACUGCCAUAGAUCCUACAUAAUCAAAUAUGCGUGUAGCUGA